ACUACGUAGUACAAUAUUUUUUAUUUUUAUAUAAAAUAACAUUAAACUAAAAAAUUUAGUGUUUAAUAAACAAAUUAGCAUCUAGUGUAAAAAGCGACAUGCGGAAUUCGUGCACCUCAACAAUCAAAUUCUCAAAUGUUUCAAAAAAAUUUUGACUACGAUGCAGGCACCAGUGGUAGAGUCAGGCGUGCAACUAUUUUCACGACUGAACAAGUCUCAAUUUUGUUUGGAAGACGUGAAUCCUAAACUGUUUCAAGGGGGCUCUCCUCGCCCCAAUGACAUUGUCGAAGUUACAGGCGACUUUAGUACGGAUUUGCUUGUUGAUUUUUUAGUUCGGUGUAUUUUGCCAAAGGAACUCAACCAAUACUGGAAAGAAUCAGGUGUUGUCUUUGUAAAUACCACUUUCCACAUAAGUGUCUUAAAAAUCACAAAUACGAUUGAUGCCCACCUCAAAAAUCUUAAAAUAAAAAACAGGAAAAGUCUGAUAGAAAAAGCGCUAACAUUCGUCACUUUUUUAAACUGUUACGAUGAAGAGCAGUUUGAAACAACUUUGAGGAAUUUGGAGAAAAUGAUUCAAGACAAAGACAAUUGUAGUCUCUUAAUUAUUGAUGAUAUAACAUCUCAAUUUUGGGUGGCUAAACAGAAAAACUCGAUUUUGAGUUACGAUCAAUUUUCUAGAAAUAUUUUCAGUCUCUUACAAAGUGUUGUUAAGAAUUUAAAUCUAGUUUCAAUUUUUUGUCGACACCAAGUGGGAAGCUUGAAAAAACCUGUUGAUUUGCAAGUAGAUUACAAAAUAAUUGGCGAAGAAUUAGACUCAAAAAAACAAUUUGUAGUGAUUGAUUACGGAAGAAAAAUAACAACAAGAGUUACGUUUAAUUUAGACUCAUUUAUUACUUUUCUCUAAUUAAAACUUCUUAAGUUGUGCU
Tribolium madens (black flour beetle) is the source of this 926-nucleotide messenger RNA. RefSeq lists its product as uncharacterized. Gene Ontology annotation, cellular component: replication fork; centrosome; Rad51B-Rad51C-Rad51D-XRCC2 complex. The transcript has 2 exons. The record is from RefSeq and is a predicted model, not a curated record. NCBI's taxonomy places the organism in Eukaryota, Metazoa, Arthropoda, Insecta, Coleoptera, Tenebrionidae. Gene Ontology annotation, biological process: double-strand break repair via homologous recombination; DNA strand invasion. Bases 161 to 904 code for a protein of 247 amino acids. Gene Ontology annotation, molecular function: four-way junction DNA binding.